AUGAGUGUAGCGAUUGUCACAGCCACCAGCGAUGUUAUACUUGCCAUUGGCUUCCGUAAUUACCCCGUAUUCAUUUGGAAUGCAUUCAAGCGACGGGUACAGGGCCAAUGCAUCGUUGAUGCAAACAACGGCAUCGAUGACAUGGUCUUCAAUCCGAAUCCCGACAUUCCAGUCCUAGUUGUGUCGUACAACGAUGGCAGAUUAUGCCUCUUUGACUAUACAACCACAGCUUUAGCAUUCACAUUACAGAACCAACAUGCGCGAAGCAUUAAAUGCUCCGCCGACGGUCGCAGCUUGGCAACAGGUGGCGGCCAUGGUAUAAUUGAGGUCUUUGAUUUUCAUUGCCACCGAGACGGGAGCUACUGUCUAGCGUCAAUCUACCGUGUCAAUGUUGGAUAUGAAUCCAUCCGCGGUGUUGAAUUGAGCUCGGAUGGGCUACGCUUCGUCGAUAUUUGCGACAAACAGUGCCAGGUAUGGGCACCCGCCGCCCUGGUCAGAAUGGAUAUUGAGCAAGGGAGUAUCAGUGACGCUACAACGGUUGUCAGGAACGAUCCGGAGCUUUCAAACACCAGCGAUGGUUCAGCAUACUCAACUAAGAAGUCCAGCAUCUCUGGCGGCUUAGAAAAGACAGAUAUCACAAGCCCCAUUGUCGCGUCUAAAGACGGCCACUUUGUGAUCGCAGGCAAGAAAGACGGCACCGUGGCAAUUUUUUCCACUGCCACAGGGAACGAAAUUGGGUUGUUGUACCAGCACGCACGAGGGGCUUCGAUCGUGGCAGUCUCUCUCAAUGAGUCCGGCAAUUUGAUUGUUCCAGCCGAUGAUUCUGGUCGUAUCUUGGCAGGAGAGUUGAAGAUGCCAAUGCCGCUUGUUGGAAAAGCUCAACCUGAGCAAAGGUUGCCUACCACUCGCAUUCUUCUUGAUCGUCGCCUAAGCGGUAAUGUCAAGAAUCUUCUCAUAAACCAUAGAGCCGACCGUAUUUAUAUGACAGGAUAUGACGUCAAUGAGCUAUGGGAAUUUCCGUCUGGGAAAGUACUUCUUCGGACAGUCUUAACUCCUGCUCCUGAGGGAAAUCCCUCACUCCAGUCAUCGGUGCCCUCUCAUAUCCCCGACACUGAUCCCCCUUCAUCGAAAGGCAUCUCGGAAAACACAACCAGCCUCGCCUCUUCAUGUUCCCCUUUCCACCAUCCUACUAACCCAGAAUGGUUCGUUAUUGUGGCUGGAGAUCUGUUCCACGCUUUUAAGUGGGCAAAGUUCGAAGAGGUGACACCCCCAGAGGGUCUCCCGCUCAAAACAGCUUUAAUGAGCACAGACUCACCACCAAGUCCGAGAUCAAACUUCGCUCCACAACCCUACAGCUUCUGGCACUCCUCGGAAAAGACCACCUUCCAUAUCGGACCCGGUUUUGUUGUUGAGCUUGUAAGAUCCUCUUCAUCUGCACAACCGCGCCUGUACGUAUGGCCAGCCGAAUCGUUUGACCCGCACAAAAAAGUGGUACCCGCGCAGUCUACUACAUCAACAAAGCUGGAAAGCCUUGGUCGAGAUAUUCUGGCAGUGCUAGGCUUUGCCGGCACGUCAAUGGUGUACCUUGAUACGAGCUUAUGGAUUUGCAGUACCAUCUUGCAGCCAAUACCUAGCGACAAAAUCAGCAGUGUCGACAGUACUCGGCGGCCUCUCUCUGAAACUGAUCCUCGAAGUCAUUUCUUCGCACUGAGUGAGUGGCCUACCGCGACGGGAGAGUUGAAAUGCGCGAUGAUCCCUAGUCAGGUUGCGUCUCGACAGAGCCACAGCCGAGAAUUUGUUUUGUUAGCGGCCACCAUCUUGUGGCAGUAA
This is a messenger RNA of Penicillium malachiteum, 1830 nucleotides long. RefSeq names its product WD40 repeat domain-containing protein. The record is from RefSeq and is a predicted model, not a curated record. The transcript has a single exon. The coding region runs from base 1 to 1830 and encodes 609 amino acids. Gene Ontology annotation, molecular function: protein binding. Lineage: Eukaryota; Fungi; Ascomycota; Eurotiomycetes; Eurotiales; Aspergillaceae.